Lucilia sericata (common green bottle fly) is the source of this 694-nucleotide messenger RNA. RefSeq lists its product as uncharacterized. The record is from RefSeq and is a predicted model, not a curated record. NCBI's taxonomy places the organism in Eukaryota, Metazoa, Arthropoda, Insecta, Diptera, Calliphoridae. The coding region runs from base 67 to 510 and encodes 147 amino acids. The transcript has 2 exons.
UUGCCUGCGUAAAAGUUAAUUUUACUGAGAUUCAACCAGAGAACAUAUUGCAAAUAGCUACGACGUAUGCAGUUUCAGGCAUUUAUUUGUGGGAAAAUCGCACCAUGUAUGCCAAUGUAUCUUUAUCAAAUUCAGAUAAGAUUGGCUAUAACAUUUCAUAUACAGAUGGAUAUUUCAUAUACAGAUGGAUCAAAAACAACAGAAAAUACCGUCUAUAAACUAUUAAAUACUGAUUACAAUAAUUAUGCUUUAGUUUGCGGAUUCACAAAUGCCACUAACACAUCAAUGUCGUUUGGUAUAAUACUGACACGUGAACGCUAUCCAAACUUGACUCAAGUCAUUGACCUAGAGGACAGUGCCUCCCUUCUAUAUUCGGAUUUUGAAUUUGGCACUAUGCCACUAGUUACACAAUCACCAAAAUGUUAUACGGCUGGUGUUACACCUCAAUACUCUGUAUUCUCAACAAUAGUUGCAUUUUUAUAUUCAACUUUGGUACAGAUCGUAAUGUAAUUAAGUAGUAGUCUUAAUGUGUAAAAAUUAAUGGAACGUGAUAUGUACGUAUGUAGUUUUCCAGGUUGUGACUCACUCUUAUUAUUAAAAGGUGAUAAGAGAGUAUUAAUAAAAACUGAAACGGCCUUAUGCAUAGUAAAAAACUAACUGCUGACUAACAAGCUGCCAACUUUCCCUUAUGGGA